UGGUCCCUCCUAUAUUUCAAAUAUUCUUGCUAAACUACUGAACUUAGGUGAUAUUUUGAAGCCGUUUUCGUUUGACUAAUAACAUAUCAUUUUAAACUCAAAUAUAAACGAUUUUUGAAGCUUUUUUUUUAAUGAAAAUGUUCAGCUAGAGUUUCUCUUUCUAUAUUUGUGAGUUUCAAGCACAAUUUCAAUUCAUAUUGAUACGAUAACAAAGGAGUUACGAUAUUGAGUCUAUAAUUUUUCACAGGCAAAAAUUAACCGAUUUCAACAAACAUUUGUUUUCUCAAACGUAGUAGUGACAUUGAGGAAUCUGAUUUCAUAGUUGGAUAGAGCAUACUCGAGUACAUAUAGUCACAUAGACGUUCCUUCUGUCGAGAGUCUAAACUGAUAGAGAAUGAACAAACAACUGGACGCGAACAGGUGAGUCUAUAAUUUUUCACAGCACUGUAUAUUCGAUUUGUCUAUGCCACUUUAAGCGCAGAAGAAGGAAGACGAGAUAUAACGGGUGCGACAGAAUAAAUGCGCCUCUCAGUAUUUUGACAAUAUCUUUCUCCAAUUGUUACGUAUAUACUUGAAUCUUUUCUCAAAAAUAGCCCAUACAAUUCUCUACAAAAGCUUAAAGAAAAGAGAUCUUCCAACGAAUAGCUAUGGAAUUAUAUCUAAACAACUCUACAAUGCUCCAAAAUGGCCUACUUUCAAAGAACUUGUUUUUGUAUUAACGAUUUUGUGCUGCUUUUUUAUAGGAUCUAAAGAGACUGAAUAUGCCAUUUUGUAGCCGAUAAAAAGCUCUGUCCUUUCAAGGAAUACUUUUUUUGACAUACUUUAAAUUUAUCCUAACAAGAACUUUUCUUUGCUCUCCUCUGUUUGAGUUCUGAGAAUCUUCCAUUAAGGUUCAUCCCAAUUUUUAUUUUUUAUCUUGAAUGAAAAAUUAUUUCAUACUCAGAUUUAUUACUCAGUUGAAGAAAAAUGUUUUCUCUAACAUUUCUAUAUGAGCAGCACGUUGCGAAGUGUUUUUUCUGCAAUGCUCAAAGCGUAUAAGGAGAAUGAUCGAUGAUUCCAACGCGUUUUUCAAGAAGAUGGGCCGCUGGAAUGCCAUAAUAAUAUCCGAAUCUCUUCUUUUGAGUUCUAUUAGAGAGAGUACACCUGAAGACAGGGAAAAAUUGCACUAGAAUAGGGUCUUGUAUCUCUUUUGCUUGAAGAAGUGAAAUCAUUAGUCUUAUAAAAAUGCGCUUUUGAAAGUAGGCCAUUUUGGAGCAUUGUAGAGUUGUUCAGAUAUAAUUCCAUAGCUAUUCGUUGGAAGAUCUCUUUUCAUAAGCUUUUGUAGAGAAUUGCACGGGCUAUCUUUUGAGAAAAGAUUCAAGUAUAUAUGUCAUAAUUUGAGAGAGAUAUUGUCAAAAUACUGAGAGGCUCAUUUAUUCUGCCGUACCCAUUAUAGGCUCUGUAAACAUUAUUUCUUCUUGCGCUAAAUAUUAAAUGAUUUUUCGCUUUAGAUCUCAAAGUAUCGGAUUAUACUAUUGUGAAUGAUAGCAUUAUCCAUUUCGAACAGAAAUCGGAUCGUGGUGGCGGGAGUUCCAAUUUUGGCACUACAUUCGUCGAUUUAAAUGAUGAAAAAGGCAUAAACAGAGUAGAAUGGGUACUAAGUGCACCAAGAUGGCGUCAAGCAGCCAGAGGUUUCUGUUUAGAAGGUGUGUGCAAUAAUAAAACAUGUACGGCGCAUUGUGAGAAAGUAAUAUUGAAAAUAGGAUACAAAAAAUUCGAUAUGCUGUUGGAUGUGAAUGAAUCAACUUGCGCCUGUCCUAUCUGUCAUGAAUAUGUCGAACCAUUAACAUGUGCAUUUAAUAAUUGUUGGUGGAAAUGGACAGGUAUAAAACAAGAAAGUAAAGGCAAAGCACCAACGCAGUGUUCUGGUGAUUGGAGGUAUGCCGAUAAUGCUUAUCACUAUUUUGUGGAGCAAAUAAGUGGAAUAGUUACUUGGAAGCAAUUGAUAUUGGAGGUGAUAGAAAAGAAACCAUUUUAA
This is a messenger RNA of Rotaria sp. Silwood2, 2017 nucleotides long. Lineage: Eukaryota; Metazoa; Rotifera; Eurotatoria; Philodinida; Philodinidae. The record is from the annotation of a GenBank genome assembly.